CUUCUCAUUUGUGUGAGUCAUGCUUCUGCUGUGAGCGAGUUGGCAGCUCUAAGCAGGACUGGGAUCUCUGUCACAGAAAACUCUUACUUCACCCAACCUUAACGGGGAACCAUAAGAAAUUUCUCUAAAAAGAAUUUUUUUUUGUUUUUUCCUUAUAGUCAUCUCUUUUUUACUCCAAAUUCUUGUUAUCUGCCCACAUUGUUAUGAAUUUCUAUCUAUGUUAGCACAGGCAUCUCCUGUGUUGGCAUUAGAUUUGCCAGAACAUAUGCAGGAAACCAGAUAGAAGGGCAUGCUUCAACGUACCAAGUAUAACCGCUUCAGGAAUGAUUCAGUGACAUCAGUUGAUGAUCUUAUUCACAAUUUGUCCAUGAACAGCAAGGUCUCAGCAGUUGCCACGACUUCAGCAUCUUCGUACCUGGUCUCGCCAGAGGUUCUCCGCAAGGACCAGGAAGAUGGACCCACCACUCUAUGUACCCUCAUCCAUAAAGUGUCCCACUUGAAACUCUCUAACACAGGCAGCCUUUUGGGUAUCAAAAACCUCUCCUCUGCAGUAAAAGAGCUUGCUGUCUCCAAGUUGCAGGGAAGCUCGAGUGCUUCUAGCUCAGCAGCAGGGGCUUCAGACAACACAUGUAACCUUGUCUCUGCCACUUCGUGUUCUCAGCAGGACAUGAGCAAGAUGAGUAUGGGGAAAAAAACGCGGUCAGAGGAAAUGCACCGGGGAGGUGAAGACUGGAAUCAAAGUAGCAACUCUGUCAGUAAAUCCUCUCGAGGAUGGUUGCACUCGAGUGAGAAGAUCCUGGGACCUGGUGUGACGUACACGGUGAAGAGUUUGCUUCAAAUGAGUUGGACCUGGUUUUCAAUCUUGUACCGUUACUUUGCUUUAAAGGACUUGGAGCAAAUAAAGUACUUGGGGUGUAUAGAAGUCUUACGCUCAAUGAGAUCUCUUGACUUCAAUACUAGAACACAGAUUGCAAGGGAAGCAAUCAGUCGUGUUUGUGAAGCUGUGCCUGGUGCCAAAGGAGCCUUCAAGAAACGAAAGCCACCAAGCAAAAUUCUUUCUAGCAUCUUGGGAAAGAGCAAUCUUCAGUUUUCAGGAAUGAGCAUAAUGCUGAACAUCUCCACCACCAGCUUAAACCUAAUGACUCCUGAUACAAAACAGAUCAUAGCAAAUCACCACAUGCAAUCUAUUUCCUUUGCAUCUGGAGGUGACCUGGAUACAACUGACUAUGUUGCAUAUGUAGCUAAGGAUCCUGUUAAUCGGAGAGCUUGUCAUAUACUGGAAUGCUGUGAUGGCCUGGCACAGGAUGUCAUCAGCACCAUAGGGCAGGCGUUCGAGCUGCGAUUUAAACAGUAUUUGCGAUGCCCCUCUAAGAUGCCCACUUUCCACGACAGGAUGCAGAGCUUUGACGAGCCAUGGAUGGAGGAAGAUAAUGAGGCAACAGAACGUUCCUAUUACAACAACAUCCCAAAUAAAAUGCCCCCUCCUGGUGGUUUCCUUGAUGCCAGGCUCAAAACAAGACUUCCUUCUGCUGCAGAUACAACUCAGUCUGCAGCAGGAGUGGGAGUUGAGCAAGCCUAUUACCAGAGUCGUCACUUAGGAGACAAACUCAGUGAAGACUGGCAUCAUGGGCCUGUUAAGCAGGGAUCUCUGGAUAUUUGUGCUAUGCCAGAAGGGAGGUCACAAGUAACCCCAACAGCAGAGAUGCCGACGUAUGUAAACACCCAACAUAUAAAUACAGAAGCUCUACUGGCACUUCAGGCAGAUGCUGAAAGCACCUUCAGUGGAACAGCAGAUGAUACCAAAGACAGCAGCCCAGGAAAGGAUCUCUUUGACAUGAAACCAUUUGAAGAUGCCCUCAGGAACCAAAUAUCUGGCAACACCUUGAGGAAAUCCACCUCCACAGGAUGCACCAGUCCCCUUUUAUCCAGAGCAUCUGCCUGGACUGUAGCUGAAGAGCUGAGUGCAGAGCCAUGGUAUCAAGGAGAAAUGAGCAGGAAAGACGCAGAACAGUUGUUAAAGAAGUGUGGAGACUUCCUCGUGAGGAAGAGUACCACAAAUCCUGGUUGCUAUGUGCUGACAGGCAUGCACAAUGGACAAGCCAAACAUCUUCUUUUAGUGGACCCAGAAGGAACUGUUCGUACAAAAGAUCGUGUCUUUGACAGCAUAAGUCAUCUCAUCAAUCAUCACCUCGAGAACCAUUUGCCAAUAGUUUCUUCUGGGAGUGAACUCUGCCUGCAGCAGCCUGCCGAGAAGAAAAACUGACUCUUCAUAACUGUUUUAGUUUCUGUAAUUUGCAAGCUAAAUCUGGUCGAAAUUGCAGAUCUGAUAAAACAGGCGCAUUACAAGCCUCCCGCGUAGUCACAUAUAUUUCACCCGUAUGUUUUCUCUAGGUUUAAGGCCCAAUUCAUGUAGUACACUUGAAAAUUCUCAAUGCUUUAUGUAAACAUAAGUCACAGCAGGCUUUCUUAAUGUGAAUAUUGAUAGUGUAUAUACACACAUUAUAUAUAUAAAUACAGUAUAUAUUUAUAUUUUUCAAGUCAGUCUGUUGACAGUAUAGAACUGUGCCAUCUGUUUUUACUAGAAGAAAAAUGACAAUAGCGAUUGUUCAAAUAAAAAUUCAGCAGUCUCAUUUUCUUGAGAAAAUUAAUAGCAGGAAUCUUAUUUCUGAUUUUACCUAAGAAGCACAACUAUGGGGAUUAUAGGUGGAUUACACUGGGUAACCACAGAAGUUGGAAUUUAGCAACUAGCAUUCCAACUCGGAAAUUUAGCAUAAAAUGAUUUUUAAAACUGUUAUUCAAUAUCACUAAGAUGAAAAGUGUUUUUUCUGAUGUCAAGUUUGAAUUCUUAUAUGAUGCUACUCAAAAUAUUUGUACCUUCCUUUACCAAUGACUUGGUGUGAUCUCUCUGUGUACAAGAUGUGUGCAUUUUAUUUUUCUAAUGAUAAUAUAACAAUAUUCUGCAACUCUAAUUUGUUAAUUUGAUUGCCAACGUCAUUUGUAAGUAGUUAUCUGCUUAUGGUGAAGAUAUAGGUGUUUUUGACUACCAGUCUCCAAUGAGAUGUCACAUACCAACUAUGGAAGUUGAAGUAACUCGUGUUUAAUAGGUUUAGCACAAGACAGAUGUUCAAACACAUAGCUGAAAAAUCUGCUCCUCUUCUAAACAGUGAAAACUAUCAUGACUCAGUGGUCCGUUUUGCAAAUGGUUCCAUUUGCAUUUAUCUACCAAAGCAUAACUUGACUUUGGCCUUCAGCAAGUGAUAAGUAUUGCAAAUACACUGCUUUUUUUCUAAAUAUGAAUUUGAGAAGUACACAUAACAUUAGACAUGCAUGUCUGGCAGAAAUUCCCUUGAUACUGGGAAAUAAAUGUUUUAAGGAAGGUUUGUACUAUUCAAACACAAGCAUUAUAUGAAGUUACUUUCCUAUUGUGUGAAGCUUAUUAGGAACCAGUUUCAGUAAACACAAUUUCUGUAAAAGUGAAGUUUGUGCUACAUUCAAGAUUUAUCCUUCAGCACUUGAAGGUCUUCUCUAGCCCCAGUACCUCAAAUCAAAUCUUUGCACUUCAUUCAUAAAGGCCAAGACUUAGCAGGGUAAGUCUAGGUUAAGCACCUGCUACUCAGUCUACUUAAAGUUAGAUUUAGUUUAGAUUUAGUUUUAAGGAUUCGUUAUUUAAAAAUUUGUGAAACUACGACCAAACUGACUGAUGGGUUCACUCAGAAUAGACUUGGGAAAGAUCGUGAUCGUAAAUAGUUUCUUGUACUUGCUGCUUUGAAAUAAGGUAAAUUUCCAAUUUGGGAAGUUUGGUUUUGGUUGAUCUCAAGAACAAAAAUGAUUGCAGCAUCUAAGACUAAUCAUGUGAUCUGUGCAAUAAAAUACAGUUGAUUUUGUAAUCAGGACAUUCAGAAGGCAAACAAAGACAUUGGUGAACCAAAUGCUUGCAAUUAAUUUUAUUGUAGAUCGUCAUUAGCUGAUGCUUUGAAUCUUGGUGGGAGCUGAGAGCAAAGAAAAGAAAUCGAACGCUGUAUCACUACCCAAAUUACUGUGACACUGAGGUUAGCAGAAUUCUUAACAUGUGAUUUUUCCUUUCAUCCGGUUGGAAAACGCAAGGCAUUGUGAAUCUUAUACCCCAAAGCAGUAUGCAUCACAAAUUACUUCAUUUAAGAGAAUUUGUGUCUCACUGUAUUCUAAGUAUCUCAAAUUCCACCUUUUUUUGUCAUAUGUAACACUUGUCAUACCAUGCUCCCAUCUCCUUAUUAACAUGUCCUUGAAAGUUUUUAGUGUGCUACCACUAUCAGUACAAGAAGGCCUCUUUUGUACUUUUAAAGUUGAGUAUUACUUCAGUAAAAGCCUAACUCAGGUGCCUUCAAAAAUUCCACUUCCUUCCACUGUCCAUUUCAGAUUCCUAAAUACCCUAUCAGUGUAUGCCUGGAAACAUUUGGCAAGAUAUGGGUGUAUGAAUGAAUGCAGUAAAUAUACACUGACAUAAGGAUCUAAAACUUCUUGCCAUUGGCCUAGAUGUAGCUUUAAUAACUUAGCAGCCACUUAGCUGUUGAGUUUUGGAAAUUAAAGCAGGUGGCAAGGAGAGACAAAGUGCAACAGCUUGACUGAAGUAUUACAUUCCCCUGACUACAUUUCACAAACUCUGUCUCCGGGAAAAUGUGGCUUUUUAAAGCUGCUCUGUCAGCACAGUCUAUUUGCCUAGCUCAGCAUGCCAAGUGAUGAGGUAGAGGUUACACACAGCUUGAUCAAAUGCUGUUUUGUCCGAGGUAGAGAUUGUGCCUUUGGGCUGCAACAGUGCCCUGCUGCCACAGUGGACCAGCAGAUCUUGUCUAGCCAGGUGUGAUGAUCUAGGGGCUUUUCUAAGUCACUGGGAGCUAAGUGAUGUCAAAGCUGUCCAGGAAGGGAGGGCAUUGGGUUAAUCAAUCAUCCUUCUGCAGAUUAUGCCUUUGCUUUUUCACUUCGAUAAAUCUGGCUUUCCCCUAUGUGCAAAUGGUAUAAAAAAAAUGUAUAGUUAUUUUGAUAGCAGUUCCAAACCUGUUGUUACUAAAGUGGAAAGCCACGUUACUCUGAGCUCAACAAGAGCUCAUUCAACUUGCUGGAGAGUCAGGGCUCAUUGCUGUGAGGAGCCAACAACCCCAGCAUUUAAGAAAUUAAGGAUCUAUAGAAUGCUGUGUAAUUGACUGAAAAAUGGACAGCUGACAGAGCUCCCAUUGCCUUUUGUUUUUUAUUCUCUUUUAUUCAGUCCGAAGGGCUAGGCACUUGCUGGUGGUAACUCAGCACUACAAUUUCAAGAACUCAAAAUUUUACUGAAAGAACAAAUACAUUAGACUCAAUAGAAAUCUCUGAGAUUAGACAAUACCAUGGUAGCCUUUGCUGUUUUCCCAGAUUGCAGAGGAGUCAGAUCUGAAUCUCUAAAUAUUCUACAUGAUAUCAACACUGACUUUGAGUCCUAUCUGAUGAUCGUAUUUGAUUCCAGUUGAGUUGCAACUGUGUGAAAAAUGAAAACACGUUCUGUUUCUUUAAGCAAAUAGUUUUUGAAAGUGAAUCAAAUACUUCUUACUCAUUUAAAUGCAGAUCUAGUUAUAAUUACAACAAAAUUUUCCAGUAAGGCUGGCAAUGAUAGAUUUGACAUUGAGGUACAGCUAUAUUCCCAAACUUUCAGUUAUUUGAGAUACCUCCGGAGCGAUGACACCUCAAAGGCAGAGAAUGUGAUUUGAAAACUGACAUAUUUUUAGUUCAGUGGGAGUUUUGCUCAGAGUGAGGACUACUAUGUUCCCUUCCCUAAUGCAAGAAGAGGAAUCUUCAGAUUGGACAUGGCUGGGUGAAGACCAUAGGAGGAGUUGUGAUUAUCAUGGCUUACUGACUUCUUCCCUGCCAAGGGCUUUGCACAUUCAUUUGGAAUAAUUAUACAGUAGCUUUCCUUCAUUUCAUAUCCUAUAUGUGUUAAUGCCUGUUCUGCCAGAAGCCUCUCAGUCACACAUAUGCAGUCAAAGCUCGAACACAGGACACACUCUUGGAAUCAGAAUUUGAGUAUAAGAUGUGCACUGUCACCAGAAGGAAACAUUCAGUAAUGGGCUAGUAAAUGUCACCUGCCAGCACUAAAUUUUUUUUUAUCAUGAUGGUCCCUCAGUAUCAUCUUGUGCAGUAAGACAAGGAGAACUAAAACAAACAAACAAACAUAAAACAAAAACCCCACAACAAAAAAACCCAAAACCCUAUAGUGCAACUGCUGCUGGCACAAAUGCUAGAUGCCAGCUACAAUGUAUUCAUAACAGAAUUGAUGCAUAUUUAGAUAUUGGUAAGCAUCAAACUCUCCACUUAAAAAUUAGCAGUUUUGCAGCCUCCAGGAAAUUUACAGCUCUAAAGAAGAACUCUGGAACUUGUGACUGUUCUUACAAAAUGUUACAAAACCUUUCAAGCCUUUGUUUUUGGCAUCCAAUGUCUAUGGUAGACCCAAGUAUUUAUAUUAAGGAGACCAUGUUUAUAUAAACCAGGUCUAAGUGAAAGCCAUGGUUUCCUUUUUAUCUUCUAGACAUUUUCAAAAUAUGUCUGCAGAGAAUCAAAAUCCAGACUUAUCUUAGUGUACUAUCAAAAGUAUGUUUAUCUGCAUGGACCUUUUGCCCAAACCUAGGGUUGUGUUCUCCACCUUUCCAUGCUUGUUCAAAGCUGCCAGUAUAUAGGCAAAAUCCCACUAAAAGCUCUGUGUUCAGCUGUACUUACUCUACUCACUCAAACAGUGUCUGUGGACUUUGUUGACAUCUGCAUUGAACACCGUUGGAGUGAGGGAAGACUUGUAGAAAAAAUAAGAUGGACACAGUUUGCCUGCAGUUAAUCUGAGGUUUAGAUAAAGACAGAAAAAAAAUCUGUCUUAAGAGAGAAAACCCCAGAGAUAGUAAAUGUGAGACCUGGAAACACAAGCCAGUAGGCACGUAACCUAAUAAUGAGAACAGACAGCUGUUGCCAAAUUACAAACAUGGUAAUUUCUUGAUAGGGUUAAAACAGAACCUCUGCAGAGUAGAGGUACCAAAAUACUUAGGUCCUGCCCGGUGCUUGUUUCUUUUUGAGAUAUAUAUGUUCCUAAGUCUUGUUAUGUUCUUCAGAUGCCAACAUACACAUUUUGCAUGGCUUUCACUGAGAAACAGCAAUGCAUUUUUAUUGGUCUCAGUAAGGAGGAUAAAAUUUCAAAGCCACACAUUUAACAAAACAAUGAUGUAAAGAGUGUUAAAACUUGUUUGACAACAGAACAGGUCACGGAAACCAAAGGGAGAAUUAAGCUAAAGCUGGGUGACUCAUUCUGCUGCCACAUUUUGUGGGAAACAGUACAGAUGACUCAGAAAAGGAAGGUGGCCUCAGAUUUUCAGGUUGAGAUGCAGAGUUGCAUUUCAUGUAGUUAUCAUGAAGGUCAAAUAACAUAUAGGUUGAAUGACAGCUUGUCAGCCAUCGUCUUUUUUAUUCCAUGAGGCAAAACCUACCCAACACACCCAGACAUAUAUUCAUUAAUUUUUUAUGACGUGAAGAAUGUAAAGAUUAUAAUUGGUAUAUGUUUGUGUCCUUUGUGGCUGGAUUGGUGUGUUAACUGCUUCUCAGUAAAGUUCUGCAGAGUUAAAAGAUGCCAGGUUCCUUUGAGAUAAAUGUUUUCCUUUGCAUUGUGUGGGCAGCAACAACAAAGCAAAAAAACUGACUAUUUUGCUGUAAAAGGGAGUUUGAUGGUACACUUGUUAUUUAUUAAUAUUUACUACUUUUAGGAACAUUUUUAACUGAGAUUUGCAGAAAAAAAUAAUGUAUGUGGAAAUAUUGUGACCAUUUAUAUUCCCAACCACUUUUGUGAAACUCAAGUUUUUGUCUGUCUGCUGAUUGUGUAAUUUUGGUUAUAGAGGCAAUUUUUGUCUCCGAGGCAGUCCUCAUGCAACAGAAUUUGGAAUAUAACUGUCAUGCAACUGUUUUCUGAUUAUUCAGUUUGUAUAUGAUUAACCAAAGUAAUAAAAUCAUUAGCAUUA
This is a messenger RNA of Pogoniulus pusillus (Red-fronted tinkerbird), 7994 nucleotides long. RefSeq names its product SHC adaptor protein 3 (gene SHC3). Gene Ontology annotation, cellular component: plasma membrane. The record is from RefSeq and is a predicted model, not a curated record. Gene Ontology annotation, molecular function: receptor tyrosine kinase binding. The transcript has 13 exons. The coding region runs from base 290 to 2263 and encodes 657 amino acids. Gene Ontology annotation, biological process: intracellular signal transduction; cell surface receptor protein tyrosine kinase signaling pathway. NCBI's taxonomy places the organism in Eukaryota, Metazoa, Chordata, Aves, Piciformes, Lybiidae.